This is a messenger RNA of Nematolebias whitei (Rio pearlfish), 985 nucleotides long. It is a transcript of the gene mrto4, whose product is annotated as MRT4 homolog, ribosome maturation factor. Gene Ontology annotation, biological process: nuclear-transcribed mRNA catabolic process; ribosomal large subunit assembly; rRNA processing. The transcript is spliced from 8 exons. Gene Ontology annotation, cellular component: nucleolus; preribosome, large subunit precursor. Bases 47 to 757 code for a protein of 236 amino acids. Lineage: Eukaryota; Metazoa; Chordata; Actinopteri; Cyprinodontiformes; Rivulidae. Gene Ontology annotation, molecular function: RNA binding. The record is from RefSeq and is a predicted model, not a curated record.
AUUUAGGGUCCUAUUUCCUUCACGUGUGCGCCUGCUGCUAGCAACCAUGCCGAAGUCAAAGAGAGACAAGAAAAUUUCCUUAACUAAAACUGCCAAGAAAGGACUGGAAUCAAAACAGAAGUUAAUCGAAGAGUUACGGAAAUGUGUGGACACCUACAGAAACUUGUUUAUAUUUUCUGUGGAAAAUAUGAGGAAUAACAAACUUAAGGACAUUAGGACAGCAUGGAAGCACAGCAGGUUCUUCUUUGGCAAAAACAAAGUUAUGAUUCUUGCUUUGGGGAAAGGUCAAACAGAUGAAUACAAAGAUAAUUUGCACAAGGUCAGCAAGUAUCUACAUGGAGAAGUUGGAGUGCUUUUCACUAAUAAAACAAAAGAUGAAGUACAAGAAUUUUUCAACCAUUUCAAAGAGAUGGAUUAUGCUCGUGCAGGCAACAAGGCCCAGAUGAACAUAACGCUGGAUGAGGGUCCUCUUGAACAGUUUCCUCACUCAAUGGAACCUCAGUUGAGGCAGCUGGGACUUCCUACCGCUCUAAAGAAAGGAGUGAUAACGCUGCUGAAAGAUUAUGAAGUCUGCAAAGAAGGCGACGUUCUAACUCCUGAACAGGCUCGGAUCCUGAAACUCUUUGCCAUUGAGAUGGCAGAAUUCAAAGUGCUGAUCAAAUGUGUGUGGGACUCUGAAACGGGCCAGUUUGAGAACGUGACCGGUGAGGAAGAGCCUGCACCGGAUAACGAAGAUGACGAGGAAGAUGUUGAAUAAAUCGUCAGCUUUUAACAGUUGGGACUUUUAUUUUGAAACCUGCAACUUUUUAUAAUCUAAUACAAACUUGUCCAUUUAGAAAUUUGUAGUCGGAUUGGAGUUAUUCAGAAACGCAUCUUGUUCUGUGUCCUGCGUUUUGUCAGUUUAAUGAUACAAACUUCGUGUUCAACACCACCAUUUACAUCCAAACUACACUCUCAAAUGUUAUAAAAACAUUAUGAUGAAACA